CAGUGUGGACUUAGUACUUGUUCCCUCUGCACUCAGUCCGCUUAGUUUCUCAUGCUCACUCGGCUCAGAUUGCUCUUCACCGAGGCACCAUGCUGAGUACCGUGAGCUCAUCGUGCUGCUUCAUCGUGGCAUUUCUGUUUGUAUCCGGAUGCCAUUGUAAGGAUAAACUUUUGGUCUUCCUCAUCGAUGGUUUUCGCUAUGACUACUUGGACGAUCUACAGAACCUGCCGGGGUUUAAAGAAAUUGUGUAUAACGGUGUGAAAGUGGAUUACAUGACCCCAGACUUUCCGAGUCUGUCCUACCCGAAUUAUUAUUCCCUCAUGACCGGUCGACAUUGUGAUGUGCACCAAAUGACAGGGAAUUAUAUGUGGGAUCAAAACUCAUCAGAGGAAUUUUUAAUUGGAUCUAAUCCAGGCAGCCGCUUACCAAUGUGGUGGGACGGCUCUGAACCCAUCUGGGUAACCCUGCAGAAACUAGGAAAGAAAGUCUACAUGUACUACUGGCCAGGUUGUGAAGUGAAGAUUCUUGGUGUAAAUCCAACAUUCUGUGAGAAAUAUGUUUCCAGUCCUUCCAUGAAGAAUCUCAGUGAUGCCAUAGAGAAUGGUCUCAAUGUGCUACAGAACAAUAUGGCAGACAUGGCUGCUGUGUACUAUGAGAACAUUGAUGUAGAGGGGCACCACUUUGGUCCUGGGUCAGAGAAAGUGCGGACUGCUGUCCACUCACUGGACAUGGCAAUACAGACUUUAAACCGCAAGAUCAAGGAGAAAGACUUGGAAGAUAAGUUGAAUGUCAUCAUAUUCUCUGAUCAUGGGAUGACUGACAUCAACUGGAUGGAUAAGGUUAUUGAGGUGGAUGCUUACAUAAACAUGUCCAGUAUCAUCAAGAUGAUGGACAGAGGCCCAGUUGUCAGUUUGUGGCCUAAACCAGAAAGGCUUGAUGAGAUAUAUACAGCAUUACAAGCAGCCCAGAACAUGAAGGUGUAUCGGACACAUGAGAUCCUGGAUCGCUAUCACUAUAAAAGUGGAAAAUUUGUCUCACCAUUAACACUUGUUGCUGACCCUGGAUGGUUCAUCACUGAGAACAAAGCUAAGCUGCCUUACUGGCAGAAUGAUACAGGGGAGCCUCGGGGCUGGCAAAAUGGUUGGCAUGGUUAUGAUAAUGAGUUCCUGGACAUGAGGGGCUUUUUUCUGGCUCAGGGACCAGCCUUCAAGAGGAAUUUCCGAGCAGGGCCAAUCAGAUCAGUGGAUGUGUAUAACUUGAUGUGCAACACCCUUUCCAUCCAUCCUCUUCCCAAUAAUGGCUCCUGGUCUCGGGUGGAGUUUAUGCUGACGGGCUUUGCUGAUGCUGUGCAGCCCAUGCUGCUUUACAGCGGUGUGCUGGCAAUCCUGGUGAUGCUACUGUCUGCUCAGAUUUAGAAACAACACACACAUCUUCCUCCUGCAGAACUGCUUUAUGGAUUUAAUCAGUGCUAUAAAAAGGCCAUUUGAUGGUCAACUGAUGAUCUCAGAUCUACAUAUAUAAUAAUUCUUAUGUUUCAGUACACUCUAUCAGAAAAUGUGAAAAACAAUAACUAGAAAUCUCAGUGAAAACUGUACAUAUAACUUUGAAGGCUGUGUGAGUUGAUAAAUAAUGAUCCAACGCUUGGCACAUACACAAUAACUUAAAGCACAUUUAAAGUAUGAAACCUGUUGUUUUGAUGACCUACUUCACUAUGACAUUAUGACACAUGAUUUUAGUUCUAUUACACUUUUUAAAUUUCUAUUUACUUUGCACUUAGGAUGCUUUUGUAUCCAAUCUAUUUCUAAUAGUAGUAAAAAUCUGUGGUGAUUUUUUACUAAACUCCAAAUUUCUGCAAUUUACGGUAACUCUGUUUUCUGACUAUUUAUGUAUCCGAUUGUGUGUGAUGUUUAGUAAUCAUUAAUUUUUUUAAAUAAAGGAGAGGCUUUUGUCCUAUUUAAUCGGUAA
Messenger RNA from Tachysurus fulvidraco (yellow catfish), 1965 nucleotides. RefSeq names its product ectonucleotide pyrophosphatase/phosphodiesterase 6 (gene enpp6). The record is from RefSeq and is a predicted model, not a curated record. Bases 90 to 1415 code for a protein of 441 amino acids. The transcript has 8 exons. Lineage: Eukaryota; Metazoa; Chordata; Actinopteri; Siluriformes; Bagridae.